This is a messenger RNA of Dictyostelium discoideum AX4, 444 nucleotides long. RefSeq lists its product as hypothetical. Gene Ontology annotation, molecular function: nucleic acid binding. NCBI's taxonomy places the organism in Eukaryota, Evosea, Eumycetozoa, Dictyosteliales, Dictyosteliaceae. The record is from RefSeq and is a predicted model, not a curated record. The transcript is spliced from 3 exons. The coding region runs from base 1 to 444 and encodes 147 amino acids.
AUGUCAGUAGAAACUCAAACAUCACCAACCACAGCGUCAAUUACAUCACCAACAACUGCCACAUCACCAACAACAACAACAACAACAACAGAAAAUACAAACAAACCAGAAAUUAAAAAAAUAAAGGUAUCAGCAGAAAAAACAAAAAAUCUUUAUUACUUUUCAGAUCUCACUGCAAGAUAUUUAGAUACUGAAGAAUUUGUUAAUAUUUCUGGUUUAGGUGAAGCAAUUGCAAAAGUUGUAACAACUAUUGACUAUUUAAAAUCAAAAGAUGUUAUUAAAGUUGAAAAAAUUCAUACAGAUAGUAUACCAAGUGUUGAAUUAAUGGUAAGAGUUUCAAAAGGUCCAAAACAUCAAGAAUAUUUAAAAUCAAUGGAUGAAAGAAAAUCACGUUCUCAAUUAAAUGAAGAAGCUGCAAAUGCAUCAACAAAUAGUGAUGAAUAA